AUGACCAUUCUUCUCAACUUGGAUUUCAAAUCUCUCCGAAUGGCUCCUCCGCCAUGGCCCCCUGGCGACACGGCAAUUCAGCUCGACGACUCCGACCUUCCUCUAAUGGAGAAGUCCGAAGUUUCUGCGGAUAUGGACUACGCCAUUGUCAUCCCGAAGGCUCUUGAAACGUACGAGAUUACCAAAUUGAACAGCACAGUAGACAUGAAGCUCUACUCCGUUUCUCAUGAUCAAGAUCAGGCCGAAUACGUUACGGGACUCUACGUCGAAAAGUUGUGUAACCAUACUUGGGUGGCCAACAAUCUCGACGGUGCUAAUCGCCAAUACACUGGUCCGAACUUCCCUUCGAAUAAGGAGUACACCUUCCUGAUCGACUUUGGCGGACAAGUAUGCUCGUUCACGACCGCUCACCCCAGCACCUACGGUGGCGCCCUGACCAAGGGAUGGAUUGCGAGGACGACAGCUGAGUGCGUUCGGGAUUGGUUUAAGGAGAUGAAUCGGGAUAUCGCGGCCUCGAAGAACUCGAAGAAUGUUCCAACUGUCACCUACGGUCCUUUGCGCAAGGUUCGAAUCAUUGGCAUCUCGUAUAACCAUCCGGCUAGGGUCUUUGUUCCAAUUCUUGGUUUCACCCCUUAG
Messenger RNA from Coprinopsis cinerea okayama7#130, 636 nucleotides. RefSeq lists its product as hypothetical. Lineage: Eukaryota; Fungi; Basidiomycota; Agaricomycetes; Agaricales; Psathyrellaceae. The transcript has a single exon. The record is from RefSeq and is a predicted model, not a curated record. The coding region runs from base 1 to 636 and encodes 211 amino acids.